Molecule: messenger RNA, 888 nt
Organism: Callorhinus ursinus (northern fur seal)
Lineage: Eukaryota; Metazoa; Chordata; Mammalia; Carnivora; Otariidae
Gene: TAS2R1
Product: taste 2 receptor member 1
Biological process (GO): sensory perception of taste; G protein-coupled receptor signaling pathway; detection of chemical stimulus involved in sensory perception of bitter taste
Cellular component (GO): membrane
Molecular function (GO): bitter taste receptor activity; G protein-coupled receptor activity
Source: RefSeq, a predicted model, not a curated record
AUGCUAGAGUUUUACCUUAUUAUCCAUUUUCUUUUUGCAGUGUUACAAUUUCUCAUCGGGGUUUUAACAAACGGCAUCAUUGUGGUUGUGAACGGCACUGAGUUGAUCAAGCAGAGAAAGAUGAUUCCAUUGGCUCUCCUUCUUUCCUGCCUGGGGAUUUCCAAGAUUUGUCUGCAGUCGGUCAUCUUCCCCGUUAAUCUGGCUAUUGUCUCCUUGAUUGAAGUCCCUCUACUUGUUGAGAAUUUUGUAAUUUUCAUGUUUGUAAAGGAAUUGGGACUUUGGUUUGCCUCGUGGCUCCGUGUUUUCUACUGCGCCAGGAUUGCCCCCAUAGCUCACCCACUCUUCUUCUGGUUGAAGAUGAGGAUAUUGAAGUUGGUGUCAUGGCGGAUCCUCGGGUCCCUGCUGUAUGCUUCCAUCCCUCCUAUUUUCUACAACAAAUAUACAUGGGUUCUUUCCCAGCAACUCUUGUUGGGCUUUUUCUCCCCCAACGCAACAACUCAAAUCAAAGAAACAUCUGCUUUACAGACUGUCUUUCUUGUGAAGUUAUUAUUGCCGUUAUUUAUCUUCCUCGCUUCUGCCCUGCUCUUGGUAUUUUCCCUGGGGAGACACACCUGGCAGAUGAGAAGCGGCACCAGGGUCCCUAGCACAGGUGUCCAUGUGAGAUCGCUUCUGUCCGUUCUGUCCUUCCUGGUCUUUUGCCUCUCCCACUACAUGACAGCUGCUUUGCUCUCUUCUCAGAUUUUUAAGCUCAGGAGCCUCAAGUUCAUGUUCUGUAUCUGGGUGUUUGGGUCAUAUCCCUCUGGACACUCUACGAUCUUAAUUUUAGGAAAUCCUAAACUGAAGCAAAAUGCAAGGAAGCUCCUCCUCCAUGGGAAGUGCUACCAGUGA